GCAGCUGCUGCUCUCGUGGUCUCCGGAGAUGUUCCUGUUGUUGGUGUUGGCCGCCGUCCUGGCAGUGUUGGUAUGGAAGAGGCUGACGGCUGCAGAGGAGGAGCCGUUCAACCCGCGCCGGCUGGAGGACGCGUGGUGGGGGCCCGGAGAACCCAAGGAGGUGGACGAGUCCGUCCGGCCAUUCACCAUCGCCGUCCCAGACAGCGUGAUUGAAGACUUGCACGAAAAACUAAAAACCACGCCAAAGCUGACGCCGCCAUUGGAGGGUGUCGGAUUCGAGUAUGGCUUCAACUCCAACUACAUGCAGGAGGUGGUGGAGUUCUGGCGGACCAAGUACGACUGGAGGGAGCGCGAGAAGUUCCUGAACCAGUUCCCGCAGUUCAAGACGACGGUGAACGGCCUGGAGCUGCACUUCAUCCACGUGAAGCCGGCCGAGGUCCCGCAGGGCACAGUGGUGGUCCCGCUGCUGCUGAUGCACGGAUGGCCUGGCUCCGUGAGGGAGCUCUAUUCGUUCAUCCCCCUGCUGACCACCCCCAGGAAGGGGGAGGGCUUCGUCUUCGAAGUGGUGGCCCCCUCUCUGCCUGGGUUCGGCUUCUCACAGGGCGCGGCAAAGCCAGGUCUCGGUAUCGUACAGAUGGCCGCCAUCAUGAAGAGGCUGAUGGAGAGACUCGGCCAUAACAAGUUCUACAUCCAGGGUGGAAACUGGGGAGCCAUCAUAGGAACCGCUAUGGCGCAGUACUUUCCGACCUCAGUACUGGCAUUACAUGUAAACAUGUGCCCCGCUGAAGGCCUGAUGCCCAUGAUCAAAGGCACGAUCGGCAGUUUCUGGCCGACUCUGUUCGUGGAACGCCGCUACGCACACAAAGCGUUUCCCUACUGGACGAACAUCCUCAACACGGUUCUGCAGGAGAUGGGCUACUUGCACCUUCAAGCUUCCAAACCAGACACCAUAGGAAUUGUACUGCAGACUACGCCUGUUGGCCUGGCCGCCUACAUCCUGGAGAAAUUCUCCACCUGGACAGACCCAUCUUGGAAGACUCUACCCGAUGGAGGUCUGACAAAGAAGUACGACCUGACGGACCUGCUGGAUAACGUUAUGAUCUACUGGGUCACCAAUUCAAUUAACACCGCCGUAAGAUUGUACUCUGAAUUCUAUGGGAAAGCAGCAAGAGUCGGCCGAAAGAGAGUCAUCGAGAAGUACCCGCCGACAGCCGUGGCGCAGUUCGAGAACGACCUCUUCUUCACCCCCGAGUCGAUGGCUCACGAUGCCCACCCCAACCUGGUACGCUACAACGUCUUCAAGGGUGGACUUUUCGCGGCAUUCGAGGAACCCAAAGUGCUGGCUGAUGACGUGUGGGACUUUAUCAAGUCGAUACACAUAUAGUGUGUGUGUGUGUGUGUGUGUGUGUGUGUGUGUAUGGGUUAUGUGUGGCUGGAGUGUGGGAAUAAAUAUCAGCCGAUGUACACUAUCUGAUCAUAAGUGUAUGGACAUCUAUUACAGGACGAUUAUAUGGGGUUGUCCAACCUUCGCUCUUAUGACGGCAAACUCUGUUAGGGACACUUUCAAUGAGGUGUCUGAAUGUCUGCUGAGGACAGGCAGUCCAUUAAUCCUCAAGAUCCGAAACCAGAGACGGCAGUGAUGUUGGACGCUGCUGUCUGGAGCGAAGUAGAUGUUCUAACUCACUCCAAAGGUGUUCCAUUGGGUUCAGAUUGGGACUCUGGGGAGGCCAGUCCAUUUCGGUUAUGUCGACGUCCACAAACCAUUGCCUCACAGCUGCUGUUUUAUGAUGGGGUCCAUUGUAGUGCAGAUAGAGACAAUCGUCCUCUCGGAACUGCUCCUCUACUGUACACACUACACAGUGCUGUAAAAUGUGCCCAUAUCCUUCCGCAUUUAGCGUUUUCUUAAACACAGUAAGUGGAUUACACCCUAACUUCAAAAAACAAGCCCACACCUUAACAUCACAUAGUCCAUACUCCACUGUUAGCACUACAUAUGAUACACAGUAAUAUUCUGCAGGCAUUCUUCAAAGUCAAACGCAGCAAUCGAACUGCCACAGGGUGAAGUGUGAUUCACCAUCCCAAAAUACUCGUUUCCAAUCUGCCACUGUCUGCUGGCGUUACUCUUUGCACCAUCUUGUGUUGGUUAUCGCUGACUGCUGAAAUGUGUGACUUGUGAGGAGCUGCUCGGCCAUGAUAUGCCAAUAUUUUUAACUCUCUGUGCACAGUCAUUGUACUAGCUAGACUGCUGAUAGCACUUUGGAACUCUCAAGUUAUUCCUUCUGCUGAUUUCACGCCAUUCACAAUCAUCCGUGUCUGUCAGUAAAAGAGAUCAAUUAGGUCUUAGUUUAGCUGUGGUUGUUCCAUCGCAUUUGCACUUUGCAGUCACAAAACCAGCAGUCAAGAUCGGCAGCUUUAGAAGAGUUGACAUGUGCAUGAUGGAUUUGUUACCCAACUGACAUCGAAUGACUGGUCCACAUCCGAAGUCACACAGCCGUGCUGAGUGACCCAGUCUACUGUCACUGCUUCUCUACUUUCUUUCUGGUGGGUCCGCUUCUCGUGACGUCUAGCAGUCAAUUCCGUAUUACGUAGGUGGUCUGGAUACUUUUGAUCAGAUAGUGUACACCUUGGAAGGCACCUGCUGUAAACUGUGAAUUUAAAUGUAUUCAUCGUAAUAAAAUAUUUCCCUUUUUAA
This is a messenger RNA of Schistocerca piceifrons (Central American locust), 2692 nucleotides long. RefSeq names its product juvenile hormone epoxide hydrolase 1-like. The transcript is spliced from 5 exons. Gene Ontology annotation, molecular function: epoxide hydrolase activity. Lineage: Eukaryota; Metazoa; Arthropoda; Insecta; Orthoptera; Acrididae. The record is from RefSeq and is a predicted model, not a curated record. The coding region runs from base 29 to 1384 and encodes 451 amino acids. Gene Ontology annotation, biological process: epoxide metabolic process.